AUGGAGAGCGAAAAUGUUAUUUAUCAUUUGCAAUUGAUUGAUGAUAAAACGAAUUGUUAUUGUUUAAGUGAAUGUCUCCAACGAAUUCGUCGAUGGAGUGAUACGAAUCCACAGCAUUAUCCAAUACUUUUGUUUUUAGAAAUCAAGCAAAAAUUUUAUGAAGAUCUUUUUACACCUCUUACUGGUGGUGUGCAAUGUCGACAUUUACAGGCCAUUAAAAGUCAACUAUUGGAAGUAUUUUCGAUUGAUUCUUUCAUUAGACCAGAACAGAUACGAGGUAAUCAUUCAUCGAUUCGUUCGGCCUUAAAACAACAGAGACAAAAUGAACUAAAUGGCAACUACACCUAUGAUAAUUACGGUUGGCCACCAUUGAGCCAAUCGCUGGCAAAAAUCUUACCUGUAUUUCUCGAUAAUGCCUAUGGCAGUGCAGCAGACUUAUUUAACACAUGUGAGCCAUUAAAGAAUUUUCUCUUCAUUGCUCAAGAAUCUCUAGAUCGUCCGUAUGCAUCCAUUAUUUGCACAUCGAAUCCGUUCACAGAAGAGCAAAAGCUAAUUGAAAGUGCAGCGAGUGGCCUACUCACCCGAAUUUUACUUGGUUAUGGUGACCAAAAACUUUUCGAGAAAUAUACAGAAUCUCAAAAAUAUGGUAUCAAUAUCAUCAGUACAGGUUCAGUUCAAUGUGAUGACACUCCAUUAUGUCAAAGUAUUGCUGAGAACUUUCCUGCGUCUGCUCCCAUAAAAUGCAACAAAAUAAGGGCACCUGACUUUUGUAAUCGAGCUGCGUUACGUCUAAGAUAA
This is a messenger RNA of Rotaria sp. Silwood2, 798 nucleotides long. The record is from the annotation of a GenBank genome assembly. NCBI's taxonomy places the organism in Eukaryota, Metazoa, Rotifera, Eurotatoria, Philodinida, Philodinidae.